AUGGCCCCCUCGUCCUUCCCCCUGCUCGCCCGCGUCCUCGCCCACGCCCAGUCUGCCCCGGACUCGACGGCCAUCGUCGAUGUUGCCCAGUCACUUUCCAUCUCUUAUGCCCAGCUCUGCGCCGACAACCUCGCGCUGACCUCCCUCCUCUCUCCCCUUAUCCGGGAGCCCGAGACCCGCGUAGUUGUACUCUGCGAGAAGGGAUACCUGGUACCGCUCACUAUGCUCUCCACAUGGACGGCUGGUGGCUUGAGUGUCCCCGUUUUGCCUUCGCUGCCCAUCCCAGAGCAGGCAUAUAUGGCGAGCAACAGCGACGCCCGAUUGGUCGUCUGCGAUGCAAAGAACCGGCUCCGGGCUGAAGAGCUCAAAUCAGAGAUACUCAAGGAGAACGUCUCUGCGGAGGUACUCGAAGUCAGCUUGGAGACUAUCCGAAAAAGCAGCCCCGCGCAAGACGCCGUGUCCGAGCUUGCUACCUUGCCCCAGUUGGACGGCGAGCGAAGGGCCAUGAUGCUUUUCACCAGCGGCACCACCGGGCGUCCCAAGGGCGUAGUCACCCGGCACUCUGCCCUCGCCGCCCAAGUAUCAGCUGUCGCCGACACCUGGCACUGGUCGCCUUCCGACAACCUCCUGCACGUCCUGCCCCUCAACCACCUCCACGGUAUCGUCGUAGCACUCUUGCCCACCCUGUGGGCAGGCGCGACGGUAGAGCUUUGGGAAAAGUUUGAUGGGCCAGCGAUCUGGAAACGAUGGAUCAACGAGCAAGGUCUUGAACCGAUCACAAUGUUCUUUGGCGUGCCCACAGUCUACUCUAGGCUAAUCCAGACCCAUGCUACCUUUUCUCCAGAGCUGCAAGCCGCAGCUACGGCAGGCUCCUCCAAGCUCCGUCUGCAAGUCUCUGGCUCUGCGCCCCUUCCGGAGAGUGUCAAGAAGACUUGGGAGAAGGAGGGUGGUGUUGGUGGUGGGCAGGUGUUGCUCGAGAGGUAUGGGAUGACGGAGACUGGUAUCAUCGCCAGCAACGGCUGGGAGACUGAAAAGCGUGUCAAGGGGCACGUUGGAUAUCCUCUCACCGGGACCCGAAUCCGACUCUGGUCCGAAGAAUCUCAAACCCCCAUCACCGUCCCUGAUACCCAAGGCGAAGUGCAAGUAUCUGGUCCCCCAAUCACCAAAGAAUACUGGCGCCUACCCGAAGCCACUGCCAACGAAUUCAUCGACGGGUGGUUCAAGACUGGUGAUGUCGGUGUUUGGUCAUCAGAGCCGGGGGCGGAGGGGCAAUUGAAAGUGUUGGGAAGGAAGAGUACCGAUAUUAUCAAGAGCGGGGGAGAGAAGAUUAGUGCGGUGGAGAUUGAGAGGGCCAUUUUGGAGCUGCCUGGCAUGAAGGACUGUGCUGUUGUGGGUGUGGAGAAUGAGGAGUGGGGGCAGGUCGUGGCUGUCUGUUUGGUCACCUCUCGACCUCAUGUGUCGGUCAAGGAUCUUCGAGAGGAAUUGCGAAGCGUUAUUGCCCCUUACAAACUUCCCAAACUUCUCAAACUUUACGACAAUGAGAUUCCUAGGAACAAUAUGGGUAAAGUCAACAAGAAAAAGCUCGUCCUUGAGGCGUUCCCCAGCGGAGCCUAA
Molecule: messenger RNA, 1614 nt
Organism: Cryptococcus wingfieldii CBS 7118
Lineage: Eukaryota; Fungi; Basidiomycota; Tremellomycetes; Tremellales; Cryptococcaceae
Product: long-chain acyl-CoA synthetase
Exons: 4
Coding region: 1-1614 (537 amino acids)
Biological process (GO): fatty acid metabolic process
Molecular function (GO): medium-chain fatty acid-CoA ligase activity
Source: RefSeq, a predicted model, not a curated record